Molecule: messenger RNA, 488 nt
Organism: Pan troglodytes (chimpanzee)
Lineage: Eukaryota; Metazoa; Chordata; Mammalia; Primates; Hominidae
Product: spermatogenesis-associated protein 45
Exons: 1
Coding region: 146-442 (98 amino acids)
Source: RefSeq, a predicted model, not a curated record
CUCAGACUGCAGGAGGAGGAACUCCCGUCCUUCGGUAGUGUCACUACUUAGAGGCAACUGUGAGGAGCUGUGAUUAAUCGUGGAAUGUGCUGAUGUGCCCACUAAAGGACAGCAAGAAUCACUUGACAAUUGGUUUGUGAGCAUAAUGGCAUCUAUAAACAGAACCACUGAAAUAAUGAAAAAACAUGGAGUAAGCAAACAACAUCUCCUGGAGGAGAUAAACAAAAAGCGUGAAUCCAACUGCUUGGUGGAGCGAAGCAAUCAAGUCAGCUUACUGAGAGUUCAAAAGAGGCACUUCCCGGGUGCCUAUCAGUCCUUUACUGAUACCACAACCAAAGAGCCUGUUCCCAACAGUGGCAGGAGCUCCUGGAUCAAGCUGAGUCUCCUAGCUCACAUGGAGAGAAAGCACUUUCCACCAAAAAAUAAUGCCAUAUUUGGAUAAAGCGCAUCUCCAGAGACACACGGAAAUACAUUCUCUUUGAUUCUUC